This is a messenger RNA of Nicotiana attenuata, 902 nucleotides long. Its product is annotated as oil body-associated protein 2A-like. NCBI's taxonomy places the organism in Eukaryota, Viridiplantae, Streptophyta, Magnoliopsida, Solanales, Solanaceae. The record is from RefSeq and is a predicted model, not a curated record. Bases 37 to 738 code for a protein of 233 amino acids. The transcript is spliced from 4 exons.
CAAGAACCUUUUUCAUCUCAAAUUCAUAUUGUUACUAUGGCUGCAGCUACAGUCCCACCAGGAAAACCCAUGUCAAUGGAGCAACACAUGCUUGAUAAAGGAGCUCAAAUGUUGCAGUCUUUGACUCCUAUCAAGCAAAUGAAUCAACAUGUUUGUACUUUUGCUAUGUAUAGUCAUGACAUGCAUCGUCAAAUCGAAACUCAUCACUAUGUCACUCGUUUGAAUCAAGAUUUCCUUCAGUGUGCCGUUUACGACUCCGAUGAACCCACCGGCCGUCUUAUCGGAGUGGAGUAUAUAAUAUCUGAUCGUAUCUUUGAAACUUUGCCUCAAGAAGAACAAAAGCUUUGGCAUUCUCAUGCACAUGAGAUAAAAUCAGGACUUUGGAUAACUCCUAGAGUACCAGAAAUGGUUGUAAGGCCUGAGCUAGAGAAUCUUACCAAGACGUAUGGCAAAUUUUGGUGUACGUGGCAGACUGAUAGAGGUGACAAGUUACCAAUUGGACCACCAGCACUGAUGAUGUCUCCACAGGCAGUGGAUUUGGGCAUUGUGAACAUAGGGCUAGUCAAGAAAAGAGAUGACAAGUACAACAUAUCGACUGAUGCCAUAAAAACUACUCGGGUCGAUUUACCCGAGCCCGAACGCCUGAAUCCGCAAGCGGAUUAUUGGAUGCUGCACGGAAAGGGUUUCGCGAUCGGUGUUGAGGAUGUUGACAUGAAGAAGAGAGCACCAUUUCCAUGAGUGUGUUUACAAGCUUUUAGAUAGUUUGUAUUCAUGUUAAUAUUUUGCUGGUUCCUGUACAAAUAAAGGCAUAUAUAAGGGGAUAUGAAUAUGUUAGUACAUAUGUGAAGUUAAUAUUUGGAUGAAAUAAUAUAUCUAUGCUAGUUAAGCUAUGUUGAAGGUGA